Sardina pilchardus (European sardine) is the source of this 3715-nucleotide messenger RNA. RefSeq names its product cell cycle progression 1 (gene ccpg1). Gene Ontology annotation, cellular component: membrane. The transcript is spliced from 11 exons. The record is from RefSeq and is a predicted model, not a curated record. NCBI's taxonomy places the organism in Eukaryota, Metazoa, Chordata, Actinopteri, Clupeiformes, Clupeidae. Bases 104 to 2785 code for a protein of 893 amino acids.
UAACGUUGGCUAGUGAAGGAGGGAGGGCACAGUUGGGUUGUAGUUUCAUCAGCCGUUUUCUUACUUACACUGGACAAGGACAAUUUUAACAGGCAGUGUUGAAAUGUCAGAGAGCUCAAGUGACACGGAAUCCUCCUGUGGAUGGACCAUCAUUAGUAAUGAGGGCUCGGAUAUUGAGACUCUGGGGCCUGAGAAUGCACUGGAAAAUGAGGUGGCGAUCUCAGAGAGUGGACCCAUACUGGAGACUGAACUGUUAGACCAGUCAGCCUUUGCCUGUGCUGAGAAAAAAGACGAGCAUGCGGACUCACCCUUGGAUGUCACUCUAAAAGCAGAGUCACUUAGGAAAUUGCACUCCACUUCUGAGGUGGGUGCUGAGGAGGUGGCGGACGAGCAUGUGACGCUGUGCUCCUCCAGUGAUCACUCCGACAUCGUCACCUUGGGAGACUCGUCCAAGGAGGAGCGGGCUGCAGUCGAAGGUGAUGGUGAUGACGACGAUGACGAUGAUGAUGACGAUGAAGAGGUGGCAGCUGGAAGCGAAGACCUUUACAUGGGCACUUCCUCAAGCAGCCAAUACACCUUCAGUGCACCAGAGUCAGGUGGGAAAAUGAACCGGUGGACUUUUACUCAGACUCUGUGGAAGUUUGGCUGUCGUCUGAGAGAGCAGCUGUCCGCUGGACAUUCUUUCUCAGUUUUCCCCCUGGAGCAGCAACCUGUGGUGGGGGAGUCCAGCAGCAGCAGCAGCGAUGAGGAGGUGCAGGCGGAGGCCAGCCCAGCCGUGCGCCGGCGCCGGGUGAGGAGGAGCACCGCCGGCUCGGAGCCAGAGGAGGCGUCACCACAGCCGCGGGAGCAGGCGGAGGCCCAGGGGGAGCCCCAGGGGGAGCCCCACGAGCACCAGGACCCCCAGGACCCCCGGCCUGGAACUCCACCGCCGGGCCACGUCAGCGGCACCCUCAACAAGUGCAUCCUCCUGGCCCUGGUGGUGGCCAUCAGCAUGGGCUUCGGACACUUCUAUGGCACUGUGCAGAUCCAGGAAAGGCAGCGGAUUGUGGAGCGGGGUUGUGUGCUUGAGCCCAGCGGCACCAGAGAGCUCCAUCAGAGUCAGCAGCCUCAAGAAGACAUCAACAAGGGAGUGGUUCAGAGUCUAAGAGAAGACCUAGAAGAAAAGCAUAACAUGGUGAUGUCCAUCACUGGACUUAUGGAUAAGAUAACAAAGGAGAACCAGAAGCUCAGACUCAAACAGGAUGAGUUACAGGCCCAGAAGCUUGAGCUGGUUGAGCAGCUGAAGGCGACUGUGGAGGAGCGCAGCACCGUGGAGCUGGACCAGGAGCAGCUGUCCCGGGAGAACCGUCAGCUGAAGAGCUCGCUGGAGCAGGAGGAGGCCUCCCUGUCGGCCCUGCAGGACGAGCUGCGGAGCCUCCGCGCCCAGAUCCGCCAGCUGGAGGAGCGCGGCGCCGGGGCCGACUCGGUUCUGCAGGAGAACCGGCGUCUGAAGGAGCACCUGGAGGAGGAGCGCCAGCGCCUGCGCGGCAUCUGGGACCAGCGGAACCGGCUGGUGGUGGAGGCCCAGGCGCUGCGCGGCGAGCUGGACCUCGAGCGCCAGGCCACCGACAAGCUGAAGGAGGAGCUGAGCCGCCGCGCCCCCGCCGACGCCGAGGCCGCGGAACUGCAGUCCCGCCUCCUGGAGCUGGAGAAGAAGCUGAGCUUCGAGCAGCAGCGCUCGGACCUGUGGGAGAGGCUCUACGUGGAGACGAAGGAGGAACGAGGGAAGGCCAAGGGGGAUCGGCAGGCCAAAGCCAGGAGGCCCAAGGAAGGCAUCAUUGGCAAGGUGAAGGAGACCUUUGAUGCAGUGAAGAACUCCACCAAAGAAUUUGUGCACCACCACAAAGAACAGAUCAAGAAGGCCAAAGAGGCCGUGAAGGAGAAUCUUCGGAAGUUUUCAGACUCUGUCAAGUCCACCUUUCGUACCUUCAAGGACUCUGCAUCGACCAUGUUCGACAAGAAUCGCCGACCCCAUGAACGGAAGUACCAGGAACGAAAAGAGUCCAAAACCCAACACCAAGAGCCUCUCAGAACGCACAGGGACGACUCAAGCUCAGAGGAAGCAUCGUGGCAGCACAGGCCCAACAAGGCCUUUCAUCGGCACCCUCGAAAAUCCACUCUGGAUUCACCUUCUGAGGCUGAACGCAACACACGCAAAGCUGGAACCAAGAAGGAUACCGGCUUUGGAAGUCCAAAAGGUAUUCCCAAAGGGUGCUCAGGUGUGUUUGACUGUGCAUACCAAGAAUCUAUGAGUCUCUUCAACAAAGCCAUGGACCCUAUCCGGGCAGAUGAGUUUAAACAGCUACUUCAAAGCUAUCUGCAACAGGAGGUGGACCACUUUCACCACUGGAAUGAGCUGGAGGGAUUCAUCAAGAACUUCUUUCAUAAUGGUGUAUUUAUCCAUGACCAGAUGCUUUUCACAGACUUUGUGAGUGGAGUGGAGGACUACCUUGAGGACAUGCACGAGUACCACAUCCAUGAUGACGUGUUUGAAGAUCUGGACGACUACAUCUAUAGGCACUUCUUUGGAGAUACAUAUUCUAAACGUUACGGCCCAAGUCGACCACUUGAAGGUCCUGAUUCUAAGACAAAAGAGAACAGGGAGGCCAGAGAUCGGCGAGAGCAUCAGCGAGCACGUCCCCGGCCACAGAGAGAGAGGAAAUGGAGUAGACAAGCACGCCCGGAUAGACACAUGGCAGAUGUUAAAAUAGAGCUGGGGCCCAUACCAUUUGAUCCCAAAUACUAGGGUUUGAAUUCGAUUUUUAGGAUAUGAAUCUCAAAUGUAUUUCAGAUGGGUAAAACUGUUUGCUUGUUUUUAUUUUGUUUUUUUGUUUUUUUGGGGGGGGGGUGUCCUUGAAACCUAUGAUUCUCUUAAUUGUAGUUUUGCACAAUGUUAACUCCUCAUGCUGGUGGAAUGUUUCCUUGCUCCCUUCAUCCGUGCAGUCAGUGCUAACUAGGCCUCCAUGGCAGUUGUAGUGUCGCCUUGUCUAAUCUCAUGCACAAAAAAGAAGAUAAAGUGACAGUUUGUCCAUAAAUUAUUGUUAGUAGGAAUAAUACAUUCAUCUACAUUUUGAGAAUUAUUGUCAAUUACUGCCUUGGAUUGUAAAUGUUUCAGCUUUAGCCUUGACAAUUUACUGAGUUCUAGAGAGUUUUAUCUUUAAAAGCAUCUACUGCUGGAUUAAGCCACAUUUGCUAUUGUUUCUGAAUGUUUUAAGAGCAACUUUAUGACAGGAAAAUGCACUUUUUAAAAAAAAUGACCUAUAUUUGUUCUAAUUGGCUGUCUAAGAUUGGUCACUUGGCAUAUUUAAAAAGCUGAACAAAUAAUUUCAGUUAGGUGUAAAAACAAUAGGACCAAAAAUCUACUUAUUUUAAUUCUGCACAAAACUUUAAUGUAGCAACCUGAAUCGUGUGGAAGAGGCACUUAUUACCAAAUUUUAUUUUAUUUUUAAUUAAUGUUUACAAAAUUGUCAGAUUUGGAGACAUGGUUCUCCAAUUGAUAAAAUACAAUGAUAGAGAGUAAUGGAUGGGCCAUUUGUGUUUUGUUUCUGCUUUCCCAAGUAAUUGAGUAACAUUCCAAUUGUAGGUUGUUUUCAUGAUGCCUAAUGCCAUUUCUUGGUUUGUGGUUACGCUGUUAACUUGAAAAAUGAGCAAUCUCCAUUAAAUUGUUUGAUGGAAA